Schistosoma margrebowiei is the source of this 4284-nucleotide messenger RNA. The record is from the annotation of a GenBank genome assembly. Lineage: Eukaryota; Metazoa; Platyhelminthes; Trematoda; Strigeidida; Schistosomatidae.
GUUUUCGAGGUUGUUUUGAAUCGCGAUUUUGUUGAGUAAUUUAACUUUCUGAUAAGAUUGAUUUUUAUUAGCUAGCACCCUCAAAGGAUGUUUCAUGACUUUUUAUCUGUUUUUUUGAAUUUCAAGUGGCACUAUAUAUUUUGCUUUUAGCAGUCCUCUCUUGAGAAAAUCCACAAACGUUUAACGAAUUCUCUCUGAUCUGGAGAAAUUUUGAGGUUUUUGUGCCACUUUAUGCUCUAAAUUUUUUCUAUGGCGGCUUCUCAAAAGUUUCUCAGAAAUCAGAAGUUUAACCUUCUGAAGAUCACAGUAGAUGAGAGAGGAUUGUCUCCACUAAUUGUCAAUUUAUUCGGUCGUACUUUGGGGUUUAAUUUUCAUUGUAAUAGUAAUUCUCUGUUCAGUGAUAAUUGCUCAACUGAUAAAGUUCCGUAGAAUGUCUUCUACUGUCCUUGAUGCGGAAUUUCGUUUCGUCGCUGUUUGAAAUUUUUCGCUCAAUUACUCGCGUAACAUUUUACUACACAUUUGUUUGUUCACCUCAUGGUCUGAUGUCAAAUAUCUCAUAUAUUUGCUUCGAAUUUCAUAACAAACCACACGACGACCGCAAUCGAUUACGUUAGAAGAGUAGUACAUGGUUAAAUACAUGUUUUAACAAGCAAAAACUACCAUAUUGUAUAUGGAUAUUCAUAAUGGACAGAUGCUUGAGCAAUGAUCGUUAUGUAUUGUUGUCUUAAGUGCCUAGUCCUAAUGUCAUUUGUAAAGAUUCGGAAGAUAAAUCAUAGAUAAUGGGUUAUUAGUAAAGAAUGUAUCGUUAUUUAUACGUGCAUAUGAAAUCAAACAGGCUUACGCAGCAUACACUUUGUUCUGAAAUUUCAAAUGCCAGUGAGAAAUUUCUGCACAGGAUAAGGAAGCGCUUUAACAAUAACGUAGUUAAACAUAAAAGAACAAUUCAAUUAUAACGUCUCUCUUUAACUUCAGUGUUACUAUUGCCAGCCGAAAUAAUCUCCUUGUGAAUUCUGAAAUUUAAUGAACAUGAACAUUUACAACAAAGUCAAACUGCUGUAAUUUGUUAAAAAAAAACUGUUGACUUGAAGUAUGAAUUACGGUUAUGUUUGCUAAUACUGAACACUGCCUAUAGAACAGCAGUGAAUAGUUAUAACUUCAAAUUAACACAUGUAUGUUCUUGUUUUCGUCGAUGGUUUUUCUGUAUUUUAUCUCAUCGGGGAAAUAUUCUUGCGUUGCGAUAUCAUUCAGUUUAGAAAGCUGUCUUUUGUUGACGAAUAAAGACAAGAACCGAUAUGUUAGUGCAUCUAGUAGUUGGAAAAAAUCCUUACUCUGUAUGUACCCGUAAAACCCUCACUUCUAAGGUGCUCUUUUUGAUGAAGUUCUGAGUAGUGUAAAAUGACUGGUAACUCCAGGUUUCAUGACAUAUGACAAAAUAUAGCGCGUGGAUGUAAUCAGAUUGUCAUCCGUUAACGGCAUCAGCAUGGCCAUCUGGGAUGAGAAUAAAUAAUUGCAUGCAAUUUGUUGACUUACAAAUUUAUCCCUCAUAUCCUUUUGCUGAAGAUAUGUGUCUAACGUUUGCAGUUCCUCUUCACAUGACAAAGUAAACUGCAAACUUGAUAGUCCGAUAUAAAAUUUCUAUAGAUGUUCACACCCAUCAGACAAAGUCAUUAGCUGCAUAAUGUUUAUCCGAUUUUAAGCAUUUACUGCAGCUGGAUACGUGACUCACUCGGUCGCUAACGCACUGCCUACACGCCUAGACUCGGACGUUGAGGGCAACGCAACCAAUUGUGUCGAACUAGUUUAUCGACAUCUUUGAAGAAAACACGCCUACUUGGUAACUGGUGAGAUAAAUGCGUCCAGCAAGCAAGAUUUAGGAUAUUGAGCGUGGCUGUUUCUAGCCUGCAUCUCACCCACAUCCAUGUCAAUGGAAUUGUACAGAAACCCUUUUUUCUGUUUUAAUGUAUAUCUUUGAAAUAUUAUUAAGAUUACUGUACUGAAUUCUUCAGUUUCUCUUAGUUUAGUGGCAAGAUAUUUUCGUCCGUAAAUCUGCCGACAAGGUACCCAGCCAAGUUGUUGACCCGAAUGGGUCAAUUCAAGGUGCUACCGCCAUUUCUCUCAAUGUGUUGGAGAAACGUGUGACACGAGUAUUUCACUCGUUUUUUUGACCUUCAAACCGGUAUAACGGCUUCGGGUCCACAGCACCUCACCAGUCCUCUCGAUACUUCGAAUAUAGCUUACUAAAGUCGAAUUUAUUUGUGAAAUUAUCUGCAGAUUUUACGCAAUGGCAACUGAUAAUUAUAUUCCCACUGAUAUAGAUAAAAAGCAGGUUGAUAAUAAUGGAAAUGAGAAAUUUAUAGCUGCUAUUGAUCAAGGUACAAGUAGUUCAAGAGUGAUUAUAUUUUCAAUCAACAAUGGAAGUAUAAUAGCUAUGCAUCAAAUAAGUGUAACACAAAGUUAUCCGUCAGCUGGAUGGAUUGAAAUGGAUGCUAAUCAGAUUUAUACAACAAUUCUAGAAUGUUUAAAUAAAUGUGUAGAACAAUUAAAAUCAUUAGAUAAAAAUAUUAAAGAUAUUAUUGGUGUUGGGAUUACAAAUCAACGUGAAACAACGAUUGCAUGGAAUAGUGAAACAGGUGAACCAUUAGCUCCAGCUAUUGUUUGGUCUGACGCAAGAACUGCUGAUGAUGUUAUAAAAUUUAUACAAAUGGCGCCUGGUAAUAAAUCGAAUGCUUUUCAGCAUAUUACAGGUUUACCGAUACAUAGUUAUUUCUCAGCUUUAAAAAUGAAUUGGUUACUAAAUAAUGUAAAGUCAGUGGUUAAAGCAGAUGAAGAAAAUAAAUUAUUAUUUGGCACAGUUGAUUCAUGGCUAAUAUGGAAACUAACUAGUCAGAUGUGCCAUGUUACUGAUGUGACGAAUGCAAGCCGUACACUACUAUUUAAUUUGAAUACAUUGGAGUGGGAUCAUGAUCUAUGCCAAUUUUUUCAUAUUAAUCCACGUACACUUCCGAAAAUAGUAACAUCAUCUGAAUUAAUCGGUGUUAUUCAAGAUUCAAAAUGUUUAAUGAAAGGCGUUCCUAUUUAUGGGAUAUUAGGUGAUCAACAAGCAUCACUUGUUGCACAAACAUGGGGACUGUCCAGUUCUGUGGAUGAAAAUAAUUUAUCAGAUAUAUCCAGGGUUAAAGUAACGUAUGGAACUGGAGCAUUUAUGCUAUGGAAUAUUGGUUGUCAACCAUAUUUUUCAGAUAAAGGUGUUCUAACCACAAUAGCGUAUAAAAUGGGUUCAAAAGGAAGACCAUAUUAUGCUUUAGAGGGUGCUAUAUCAUUUUCUGGGGCUACAAUGAGAUGGUUAAAGACAAAACUGGACGUGUUUAAAGAUGAUGCGGAAUGUGAGAAAUUGUCUGCUUCAGUAUACAGAAAACAAAGAUUUAAUGAACCAGAUCCAUGCUAUUUAGUCCCAGCAUUUAGUGGUCUUUUCUGUCCAUGGUGGCAAGAAAGUGCACGUUGUGUCAUUUGUGGAAUCACAGCGAAUGUUGAUAAAUCUGAUCUUGUUUAUGCUGGCUUAAGAUCAUCUGUUUAUCAAACAUAUGAUGUUCUCUUUGUGGCUACUUUAGCUAAAGCUAAUAAUAAAUGCAAUUCAAUAGUUCCAUUAAUGGCAUUAAAAAAGCCAAAUGAAAUUAUUGUUGAUGGUGGGAUGUCCAAUAGUGACAUUCUUAUGCAAAGCUUAGCUGACAUUUUGAAUGUAACUGUUCGACGUCAUAAUCAUUCUGAUGUUAUGACUGCAUUAGGUGCGGCAAUUACUGUGGCAUUAGCACUGGACAUUAAUCCAACUGGAUUAUUAAAAAUUCGAGAAUAUUCGACUAAUAAAUCAGAUGAAUAUCAGUCAGCAUUUUAUUCAAAAAUUAAUUCAAAUGAUCGCGCAGUUAAAUUAUACGGUUGGCAUGAAUCAAUUAAACGAAGUUUAAACUGGACAUCGAAUAAAUCAAUAAGUGAAUCACAGAAUACACUUUUCGAUUUAUUGGAUCAUAUCUGUAACGAGCGACAUGAAGAUGAGAAGAAAACUAAAGAAAAUCAGUGUUCACUGAAUUUAUCACAAAAAAUAUCGUUUGGUCUAACAGUUAUUGGUGUAUUUUUACUUGGACUGUUGGUUGGUCAGAGAAUUAAAUGAUCUGUUUACGUUAUAGCUUAUCAUAUAUAUAUGAGAGGCGAUGAUUUUAACUUAAUUUCAGAACGAACUAUCUUAUUAUCAGUCAUCUUAUCUAUUUCAUAAAAUAUACUUAAAUAAUUUUC